Molecule: messenger RNA, 1535 nt
Organism: Vitrella brassicaformis
Lineage: Eukaryota; Vitrellaceae
Source: the annotation of a GenBank genome assembly
CGCAGCCUGACGAAGGAUUUCUUGCAGCGCCGCAUGAGUCCUUCAGCGUGCAUCCCAUUCCUCUGGCUCACAUUCGUCGGCAUCCUCUCGACCCUCAACGCCGACGCGGCAUUUUCUCACUCAAGGAGCUUCGCCACCCUCCCGGUCUUCUCGAGGUCACUGCGAGCAGGCAGGGCCCGACAGAGCCAGCCACCUCUCGCCACAGCAACCCGCAGCUCCAGGACAUCUAGCCAGCCACCUCUCGCCUGUGUGUCGUCGGCUCUCUGCGCCGCUGGGAUGAGUGCGCUGAAGCGCGGCCUUGUCGAAUCUGCGGUGGUGGCGUUGGGUGUCAAUGGCUUGGGGUUCGCCAUUUCAGCCAUCACAGGCACUCAGAAGAUUACAGAUCUAUUCGGUCCGUGCCCUCCCUUCUGACGCGAGAAGGGCAGAUGGGCAAUCGAAUCGAUGGGCAGACUCGCAUCGCAUCAUGCUGUUUUGUUUCCUGUCGCUGGCUGCAGGUACUGGUUGCUUCGUUCUGACAGCGCUCAACAGCUUCCGUAGCGCAGGGGUGCCCAUCGACAUAGCCAGCCGCCCGGCAUUCCUCACAGCGGCCGUGUCCCUGUGGGGGACGAGAUUGGCGUCGUUUCUGUUCAACCGGAUCCUCAAGACCGGCGAGGACACACGCCUCACCGACCAGUUUCAGAGCACUGGCGGGCUGGCCGCAUUCUGGACCGCUCAAACAGUCUGGUACUUCCGCAACACAUACACGGGAGGAAACAAACGGACAGACAGUGAGAAGUACGUCAUGCUUUCGCUCUGCACACGUGGUGGUGUGGGUGCCAUGCAGGUGUUGGCUGUCGCUGCUGCCAUCGACGGUGGCCGUGUACAGCAAGGCAGCCACCUCGUUGACGCGAUGGGACGCCUUCGGCAUCGCGCUCUUCUCCCUAGGGUUCGCAUUCGAGACCAUUGCCGACAACCAGAAGUGGGCCAAGAAGCAGCGGGAGAUGAAGGGUGAGGCGGCCAAGGGGAAGGGCGACAAGGCCGCCAAGUGGAUGGACGAGGGCCUCUGGCGGCUCUGCAGAUAUCCCAACUACUUUGGUGAGUGUGCCUGCGGCGGCCUGGUUUGCAUGAUCUAUUGUUUCUGUGUGAACGUCAGGGGAGAUAUGUGUGUGGAGCGGUUUGUAUGCCGUCGCCGUGCCGGCCCUCUAUCAGGCGUAUGGACCUAAGAUGGUGCGCUCUUGCCAGCCACUGGCAGACAGACAGACAGACAGACAAUGCUGCUGCAGUGCACAUUCGCGAUUCCUUUGUCUGUCCGGUUUUCCUCAGGUGGCGUUGGGUGCCUUGUCGCCCGCCUUCGUCUCGUCCCUGCUGCUGUUCGUGUCGGGAGUGCCGUUGGCUGAGAAGAGGGCAGACAAGCGAUUUGGCGACGACCCUCAGUAUCAGGAGUACAAGAAGAGCACACCCUUGAUCAUUCCCGACCUCACCAAGGUCUUCAAAUAGACACCUCGCUGCCUUUCUGUGGAGGCGCUGUGUUGUAUAGCCAUGUGGGUGUGUGCGCU